Messenger RNA from Choloepus didactylus (southern two-toed sloth), 1905 nucleotides. It is a transcript of the gene FANK1, whose product is annotated as fibronectin type III and ankyrin repeat domains 1. Gene Ontology annotation, cellular component: nucleus. Gene Ontology annotation, biological process: regulation of apoptotic process. Bases 510 to 1721 code for a protein of 403 amino acids. The record is from RefSeq and is a predicted model, not a curated record. Gene Ontology annotation, molecular function: protein binding. The transcript is spliced from 11 exons. Lineage: Eukaryota; Metazoa; Chordata; Mammalia; Pilosa; Megalonychidae.
GCGCGGCGACCCCGGACCCCUCCCGCCGCCGGAGCCCGACCUUUACCUGCAGCGGCGGCUCCGAGUCGCCGGGGGUCCAGGCCCGGCUGUCCUCCGAGCUCGCCGGACGCACAGACUGACGGACCGACGAACCGACCGACGCCUGGAUACGGCUACGGCGGGGCCUGUGGGCCACCGCCCUGGAGGUCCGAGCACAGGGCCUGGUGGGGGCGCGAGGGCCGCCAGGGAGGUCGCGACCUCCCGAGCAGGCCGGAGGGGCAGCGUCUUCAGCCGGCGACCCGGCCGCCACCCUGGUUCGGUGCCGCGGGCGCCGCGCGGGCCCUCGCGCUCUCCCGCCUUGCCUCACGGCUUUUGGUCCCUCCCUCUCGCCGUCCUUCUCGCCCUUCCUCCCCCACCGUCCCAUGGUUGUCAGGGCAACCGGAGGGACGCCUGCCCCGGAGGAGAGGCGUUAGGAGCGGCGGCGACCCGCACCGGGGGCUCCGCCUGCGAGGGCCGGGGAGCAGCAGACCAUGGAGCCCCAGAAAAUCACGCCAUCCUCAAAGCCUCAUCCACCUGUUGUGGGCAAAGUGACUCAUCACAGCAUUGAGUUGUACUGGGACCUUGAAAAGAAAGCCAAGCGGCAGGGACCUCAGGAGCAGUGGUUCAGGUUUUCCAUCGAAGAAGAAGACCCCAAAAUGCACACUUACGGUAUCAUUUAUACGGGAUAUGCAACGAAGCACAUAGUUGAAGGUCUGGAACCGAGGACACUGUAUAGAUUUCGACUGAAGGUCACCAGCCCCACGGGAGAAUACGAGUACAGCCCAGUCGUCUCGGUAGCUACAACUAGUCUUUUGAUUAGGAAACGUAAGGUAUACUUACGGGAAGAGCCAGAUGCCUUCUCAGAGGUGAACACGAGCAUCUGCUCAAGGCCACAGGAGGAAUAUGGCUGGAAUGAAUCUUCUUUCAUUAUAUUCUGCAUGACUGCUUUCCGUCUAAUUUCUUCAGGAGAACCCAUAAGUAGCGAACACUUUCAUCGAGCUGUCAAUGUGAAUGAUGAAGAUUUGCUUGUUCGAAUACUUCAAGGAGGGAACGUUAAGGUUGAUGUUCCGGAUAAGUUUGGCUUUACUGCUCUGAUGGUCGCUGCCCAGAAAGGAUACACCAGGCUUGUGAAGAUCCUCGUUUCCAAUGGCACAGAUGUGAAUCUGAAGAAUGGAAGUGGCAAGGACAGUCUCAUGCUGGCAUGCUAUGCGGGACACCUAGAUGUUGUGAAAUAUCUCCGAAGACACGGUGCCUCCUGGGAGACAAGAGACUUGGGGGGCUGCACGGCUCUACACUGGGCUGCAGAUGGCGGCCACUGCAGUGUGAUCGAUUGGAUGAUAAAAGAUGGCUGUGAGGUGGACGUUGUGGAUGCCGGCUCAGGGUGGACACCACUAAUGCGAGUGUCUGCUGUCUCCGGAAGCCAGAAGGUAGCCUCUCUCCUAAUCGAAGCCGGAGCAGAUGUGAACAUGAAAGACAGAGAUGGAAAGACACCUCUCAUGGUGGCUGUGUUAAAUAAUCAUGAAGAGUUAGUUCAGUUACUUCUUGACAAGGGGGCGGAUGCAAGUGUUAAAAAUGAGUUCGGCAAAGGUGUCCUAGAGAUGGCCAGAGUGUUUGACAGACAGAAUGUAGUCUCCUUAUUAGAAGAAAGGAAGAAGCAGCAAAUGCUAAAGAAGCAAAUGCUGAAGAAGUCUCCUGCCUGCUGAUCAAAGCACCAUUUAUCUACAGAAUCCGAGUAAAACAAAGCAAAACAAAACUACUGAACUAGAACUAUGAAAUUCUGCAUCUUGGAGGGUUCUACAUUGGAUUAUUUAUUUAGUUGAAGAUUCAUAGUGACUAUUUUUUGUAACAUAUGACUGUUUCCACUUUGAAAUACAUGUUUUUACCUAA